This is a messenger RNA of Rattus norvegicus (Norway rat), 3838 nucleotides long. The record is from RefSeq and is a predicted model, not a curated record. Lineage: Eukaryota; Metazoa; Chordata; Mammalia; Rodentia; Muridae.
GUGCAGAACUGAGGGAAGACACCGUGUCAGGCAAGUGGGAGGCUGGCCCUGAGGAGUGAGGGCAGGCCUGAUGGAGAUGACACCACCAUGUGGCAGUGGGAAGGGGCAGGCAAGGGCCUAGAUCGGUGGUUAGAUCGGUGAUUCUCAACGUGUGAGUCGCGACCCCCUUGUGGUACUACCGAUCUUUUCGCAGUGGCCUCCUUAGACCAGCAUAGAUACUUGCAUUGCGAUUCGUAACAGUAGUAAAAUUACAGUUAUGAAGUAACAACGACCAGCUCCGAAAAAAAAGAAAAGAAAAAAAAAAAGUAACAACGAGAACUAUUUCAUGGACAAGGGGUCACCACAUUUGGAAGGUUGACAACCACUGGUCUAGAUGUAUGAAAGGGAGGCCAGGUUCGAAGUUGGGAAGAACAUACGCUGUGGUCUAGGGUGGUGGAUGUCAAUGGUAUGUGAGGUGGGGAGGGGAGAAAUUCAGGAUCAUGGCUGUAAGGGCCCUGUGAGUUGCAGAACCUGGGGGUGAGGCUGGGGGUGAGGGUGGGGGUAGUGAGGAUAGGGUGUGCCCAAAAAUGGAAUCAGGAAGAGUAUAUGAAGCAGGGUUUCAGGGUUGUGGUUAAGAAGGAUGAGGGAAGAGGAGGUUCAGAGUGAUGCUCACUAGAGAUCAGGGAGAACAUUCUAGGAGCUUCAGAUAAUGCUGGCAGGAACUAUUGGAGUCAUGUUACUACUAACAGUAGCCUCAAGAGUCCAGGGUUCCUUUUUGGGCAACAAGGUCUCACUAAAAUGUUGAGGCUGGUCUAGAACUUACUCUUUAGCCCAAGCCGAUAUCCAGAACUCACUGCAGUCUUUCUGCCUCAGCUUCUCGGGAACUGGAGAUUUUGAGCCUGUACCAGCAUGCUAAGCUAAGUCCAGAGCAUUAGUGUAACAGAGUGAGAAGAUUCCCAGGACUGGGGGCCUCAGGAGAGGUCCCCAGGGCCACAUUUCUCUUAGCUGUGGUCAUACUCAUGGAUACAGCCUCCCUAACACCCACGCCCUGUCCAAGCCCUGCGUGAAGCCUGCCCAGCAUCAGGACAGGCGUAUAGCCAGAAAACAGAGCUGAGGGAAGGUCGUGGUGAGGGAGCUGGAAACGAACAAUGCCUUGGAGUUGAAGAGCAGACCCCUCAGGUAAUUUCAAGGUCCCACCUUCCGGCUCUAAACACUGUGAAGCACCAGGCUGUAAGUUCUCUGUGCCCUUGGGGGGCCGGCGGGAACUGGCCCCUGCCCAUUUGGGCCUACAGCCUUCCUACAUCUCAGCAGCAGGCCCAGCCAAAGUCGGUAGCUCAUAGCCUUGCUGGGCCAGUGGGGGCAUAAGGGACUCCCCUGCCUGCCCCGAGUCGGCAUGCACCUCCUACCUGGCUGUUAGGGCCCAGCCAUUGGUCAAACCUGCCUGAAGGCGAGAAGAGUGUCCUGUAGUCUGCCAUCCCCACCCUCUUCUGUAGCCGCAGCACUUGGUAGGCAAUCAGGAGGAAUGAGAGUGGCUGUCCUCAGGCCCAGGCCAGUGGGGGUUCUGGGCGGGAGCUGAAAACAGAGCCCGCAGAAUCCCACACUACCUCCCGCCUGCCCGCCCCAAACCCUAGCCAGCAGCAGCCAUGCCUUCCCACAGAGGCCCCUGCCAGCCAUGCCACCCGAGACUGCGUGGGACAGGAGCACUGUCGCCCCCAGCAGGCUUGCAGCCUGGUGGUCCCGGACAAACUGGCCUAGAAGGAUCCAAGCAGGACCUGACUUCAGGAGAGCUCAAGCCUCUUUGCUCUCCACAGUAACUCUGGUGGAGGGUCUCUGUCAGCAGCCUCAGUUUGGAAAGGAGCCGCACUUGACCCUGAGUAAUUGAAACUCUAGGUCAGACUGUGAAUGAUGAGGGGCUUCUGUAUCACACCAGAUUUCCAUGUCCUCCCUGAAGUAACUGUUGGAUCAUACAGUGGCUGCAGUCAGCUCUCCAAGGACUCAAGGCCAUCUGCCCACCUCUCUCCACCUUUUACCUCUUCUUUGUGAUCUUCGUGUUGUCUACCAUUUUCCACUGCCACCGGCGCCUCAGUCUAGUGCCUGCCCCCUGGGCCUCGUCAGCCCUUGUGGUCUUAUCCCCAAGACACCUGCCCCGGGAAGGCAUGUUCACCAUCAAUGUCAGAGGCCGGCUGGGGAACCAGAUGGGCGAAUACGCCACAUUGUUUGCACUGGCCAGGAUGAACGGACGGCUUGCUUUUAUCCCCGCAUCCAUGCACAGCACUCUAGCGCCCAUCUUCAGGAUCAGCCUCCCGGUGUUACACAGUGACACAGCCAGAAGGAUACCAUGGCAGAAAUACCAUCUCAACGACUGGAUGGAGGAGCGUUACCGCCACAUUCCGGGACACUAUGUGCGCUUCACGGGAUACCCGUGCUCCUGGACCUUCUACCACCACCUGCGCCCAGAGAUCCUGAAGGAGUUCACUCUGCAUGACCACGUGCGGGAGGAGGCCCAGGCCUUCCUGCGUGGUCUGCGGGUGAAUGGGAGCCAGCCGAGUACUUUUGUGGGUGUCCAUGUGCGUCGAGGGGACUAUGUGCAUGUCAUGCCCAAGGUGUGGAAGGGCGUGGUGGCUGACCGGGGUUACCUGGAAAAGGCCCUGGAUAUGUUCCGGGCACGCUAUUCAUCUCCAGUCUUCGUGGUCACCAGUGAUGACAUGUCCUGGUGCCGGAAGAGCAUCGUUGCUUCCCGAGGGGACGUGGCAUUUGCUGGCAAUGGCCUUCAAGGAUCGCCUGCCAAGGACAUUGCAUUACUCAUGCAGUGCAACCAUACCGUCAUCACCUUGGGUACCUUUGGUAUCUGGGCUGCCUAUCUCACAGGUGGGGAUACUGUUUACCUGGCUAACUUUACCCAGCCCAGCUCCCCUUUCCAUAAGGUUUUCAAGCCAGAAGCAGCUUAUCUGCCUGAGUGGGUGGGCAUUGCUGCUGAUCUGGAACAGCCAAACAGAGGAGCCCCUGGCCAUGCCUCAGCAAGAGCCCCCAAGAGUCACCAGAGGACCUUGCUGUAGUGCACAUGCUCAGAGGGGCGGUGGGGGGGAGGGUAUGUUGUUGUCGUGCUCGUGCUCGUGCUCGGGACCUCACAGGGAUUCCCAGUUCUGUUUUGCAUGCUUCUCAGCUGAGUGAUUGCAGGUCAAUGAUGUCACCUCACUGCCUUCCUGAAACUCUGAGCACAGCCUGGACUUAGCUCAGCAGCAACAGCACAGGUACUUUGAGCUCCUCCAUGCCCACACUGUUAGCCAUCAUAGGCCUAACAUUGGCUGCAUCUGGAGUGCUGUGUCACGGAGGCCAGUGUGUAGUUAGGGUUUCUGCGGCUCUGAUAAAACACCAUGGCCAUGGACAAGUUGAGGAGUGAAGAGCCUACUUCAGCUCAUACUUCCACAUCACAGCACAUCACUGAGGGAAGUCACGGCAGGAACCUGGAGACAGGAGCUGGUACAGGGGCUAUGGAGGGUGCUGCUUACUGGUUUGCUCUUUGUGCCUUGCUCAGCCGGCUGCCUCAUACCACCCAGAGGGUGUAGGAGGACAUUUCCAGGACACUUUCCUGGAGCACAAAGCCUCUGAGGCUAUCUCAGCCCUGGCUGGGGACUUGGUUACUGUUCCCUGCUCUGGUCUCCUCAGGUGUGAUGGGACGCAGAGGCUCUUUAGGAGGUGAGCAGAUGGCAGUGGGAGCCGUGAGAUGAAGGGCGCCCUGCCCAGCUUCGUGUUUGCUCGGCCUUGCUUGAACAAAGAUACAAACGGCCUUUUCUUUGCAAAAGCCCCAGGAAAGGCUGGUAAUAUGCCAGUGGCAAUAAAUGGCACAUCCAUCAGCAAA